AUGAGCCUGGUAGCCUGUGAAUGUCCACCUGGCCCAGGCCUGGAACCGGAGCCCUGUUCACGAGCACGGUCCCAGGCCUGCAUGUACCUGGAACAGAUCCGUAACCGGGUAGCUGCAGGGACCCCAGACGUGACCAAACGUGACUACCUGGUGGAUGCAGCUACACAGAUCCGCCUGGCGCUGGAACGAGAUGUUAGUGAAGACUAUGAAGCGGCCUUCAACCACUACCAGAAUGGUGUGGAUGUGCUACUCCGUGGUGUACAUGUUGACCCCAACAAGGAGAGAUGCGAAGCUGUGAAGUUGAAAAUCGCCAAGUACCUCCAGAGGGCAGAGGAGAUCUUUAACUGCCACCUACAGCGGACACUGGGCAGCGGAGCCAGCCCCAACACGGGCUUCAGCAGCCUGAGGCUCCGGCCCAUCCGCACACUGAGCUCUGCUCUGGAACAGCUGAGGGGAUGCAGGGUGGUUGGGAUCAUUGAGAAGGUGCAGUUGGUCCAGGACCCAGCAACGGGAGGAACCUUUGUUGUGAAGGGCCUUCCCAGGUGCCACAUGGGAAGCCAGGAGCGGCUGACGAUCAUCCCACACGGAGUGCCCUACAUGACAAAAUUGCUGCGAUACUUUGUGAGUGAGGACUCCAUCUUCUUGCACCUGGAGCAUGUGCAAGGAGGCACCCUUUGGUCACAUCUGCUCUCCCAGGCCCACUUCCAAUAUUCUGGGCUCAAGCCUGGCUCUGCCCAGGAGAAGUCAAAAGUCCAGCUCAACACCCACCUCUGCCUCAUGACCCCUGCAAAGCUCCCACCAGGCUUGGGACAGGAGAGAUUCCCAGUGGAGCCUCCACGGACUUCUCAGAGCCUUCCCCCAGCCAAGGAGAUCCCAUCCCUCCACCUUCAGAAAGAGGCUGAGAGUGAACCUUCAGCCGGGACCAGUCCUUUCUGCUCUUCGGACCUCACGGAAGCCCCAUGGGGCCACUUGCACAGUCAAAUCAGGCGAGCCGGCCAGAGUUCGAACCCCGCCCCCAACCGGAGGCUCCACUGGGUACGGGAAGGGGCUGACCGGGUGCUAGGGGCCUAUGGCCGAGGCAGAGGAGGUCAGAAGCUGCCGUCAGCAAACAGGGCCAGCCUGAGGUGUGGAAGAGCCGUCUGGAGCCCGAGGGAGGAACAGGUGAAGCAGUGGGCCGCGGAGAUGCUGGUGGCACUGGAGGCCCUCCAUGAGCAGGGGGUGCUGUGCCGGGACCUCAACCCACAGAACCUGCUUCUGGACCAGGCAGGUCACAUCCGACUCACAUAUUUUGGCCAGUGGUCAGAAGUGGAGCCCCAGUGCAGCCAGGAGGCUGUGGACCGCCUGUACAGUGCUCCAGAGGUCGGGGGCAUUUCUGAGCUGACUGAAGCCUGUGACUGGUGGAGUUAUGGGUCACUUCUGUAUGAACUGCUCACAGGAACGGCACUGUCCCAGAGCCACCCCUCAGGAUUCCAGGCCCAUACCCAACUUCAGCUGCCCGAGUGGCUCAGUCGCCCAGCAGCUUCUCUGCUGACUGAGCUGUUGCAGUUCGAUCCCCAGCGGCGUCUAGGGGCUGGAGGUGGCGGCCCCAGCCAAAUCAAGUCCCACCCCUUUUUCAGUAGUAUCCAGUGGAGCCGACUAACGGGGUGA
Molecule: messenger RNA, 1647 nt
Organism: Peromyscus eremicus (cactus mouse)
Lineage: Eukaryota; Metazoa; Chordata; Mammalia; Rodentia; Cricetidae
Gene: Rps6kl1
Product: ribosomal protein S6 kinase like 1
Exons: 10
Coding region: 1-1647 (548 amino acids)
Biological process (GO): protein phosphorylation
Molecular function (GO): protein kinase activity; ATP binding
Source: RefSeq, a predicted model, not a curated record